AUGAAGAUUCCAUCCGAAUGGGAGUCCUCUCUUCUUCAUUACGAUCAAAAACAGCAAAUCAUUGAUAGUAACUGGGGUGGAUACGCUUUAGAUUUAGAUUUAUGGGAGGACAGCAAAUCGCCUGUAGUGCAAAUAAGGUCGAGCGAAGUGUCAUUAGAUGAUAGAGAGAGUUUGGGCUUCCUGUCAGACAGAUUGAUAGGUAUCGGCUCAUCUUUCCUGACAAGAUCACCUGAAAAUGGUCUCUAUAUUCUUAGCAAAUGUGUCUUGAAAAAUAAGGAUCUCAUAGAUAUCACUAUGUUGCAAUACCAUCGACAUUUGCAAUAUAUUAAUAUUGCUAAUAAUAAUAUAUCAUGUUUGUCGCCUUUAAGCGGCCUUCCAUACUUAAUGUAUUUGAACGCGUCACAUAAUCAAAUUGAACGUUUGUCGGACUUUGCGCCACCUUGGUAUCUCACCUAUGUAAAUUUAUCUUACAAUCAUAUGACAGACAUUGGCGAUCUAAAAAAUUGCUGGAGCAUUGUAAGAUUAAACUUGUCUCACAAUAUUUUGGAAAGCAUUUCUGGCUUGGAAAAUUUCAAGCAUCUGCAAUAUUUAAAUUUAUCUUACAACCUCAUCGAAUGCAUUGAAAACUUGGACAACCUGAAUAUCCGGGAACUGAAUUUAGAAGGCAACUGCAUAACAUCAUUUAGAUCGGCCAUACCCGAUCGUGGCAUAAACAUGUUACCGAAACUGCAAAUAAUUUUCCUGGGUUACAACAAACUAUCAAACUUGAGCUUUUUUAAAGACGCGUACAACUUACGCUUCGUAGAUCUAAAGUUUAAUAGAAUCAGUGACCUAUUGGAGGUAUUGAAUUUGAAGGGCUCAAUAUUCGAAGUUGACUUAAGAGGUAACACCUGCACAAAGUGGCCCAAUUAUCGAAACGUAUUGAUAUCCUUCUUAUCAAGUAUUAAAUUUAUUGACAACGUUGAGGUGUUUGAGGAAGAAAAGGUAACAUCAGCCAAGCUAUUUGCCUCGCCGUUGGAUUUGAUAGCCGCCCGUAAAGUUGCGAAAUUAACAUUACUGGAGCAAUUAAACAUCACCAAAAUAGACGCUCACAUUCAACCGUACGAUGAAGUCAGCCCUCCUCUGGUAAUACUCACAGGACCGUUAGCGCUGAACAAAAUGGCAUUGGCCUUGCACGUGGCUGAAACUUUUCCCGACAAAGUAAAAUACUGUCGUUGGCAUACCACGAAGAAGAUAUGCGUAGACGAUGAUGAACGUAAAGCUUUUAUUCUUAUACAAAGGGAAGAUUUUAACGAUAUGGCGCGACGUAGCGAAUUUUUAGUAAUUCUGGAUCUCUUGGGCGAUAGUUACGGAUUCCAUGUAAAUCAGAUUAGCUCGUUGAUAUCUGAACACAAAAUAGGACUUACGCAAAUGAAUCUAUACGCGAUCACGGAACUUUCCAAACGGUAUCCAAAUUUGAAAGCAGUCUUGGUAUUUUCACAGAGCGUCGAACUUCAUAGAAGCUGGAUACGAGAAAGAUUUGAUGUCUAUACGUGGAUUCAAAACAACAUGGAAAAUUUGUCUACUAUUAAAAUAGGCACAUACUGGGAGGAAGAAGAGGAAAGCGCUAGUUGUAUAUUAAAUUUUAUCAAAGAAAUUUUGGAUGAGGUUUGGCUUGAAAAAGUUAACUUAAGGACGUUCUCAAUCUACAAUACGUGGAGUAAGCUUGGUGUAAAUAGCAAGAGUAAGUGUACAGAUACGUACUUCCGGUGUAAGAAGCUGGAGUACGAGGGUAUAAUAAAUCGUCUAAAACUUCCAAUUUACGACAUCUCCGCAAGAUCACAAAAUGGGGCGACAACUACCGACAUAAAAUUGGAAAAUAAGACGAUGUUACCAAAAGUCGUACUACAAAGGAGCGAGACAAUGGUGUUGAAAAAGAAACGCGUUACAUUGACAGAAGUAAAGAUUAAAGAACAUAUUACAAAAUCAUUUGAUCGAAUGCCAUCUGAAGGAAAAAAACACGCGACGGCAGGAUUAAAAAUUAUCAACAUUAAUAAAUAGGUAUUAUUGGAUGAGCAAUCCAAUAUUAUUGUCGACGACGAAGAGACAAAACGUGAAGAGCGCAGGUCGAAGAUGUUGCAACGUCGAACUACCUUGGUGAGAAGCAUGUCUGAUCAGUUUGAAGAUGAUUUCGACGAAUCGACAUCUUCCGAAGAAGCAACAGAAAUUGUAUAUACUUUAAAUAUUUUUUUGGGAAAAAGUUAUCAAUUUCAUUCGAUAAAUUUCUUCUAUCAUGAUAAUCAUGAACCAACAAUUCGAAGAGAGGAAAUAAUACACGAAGAAAAAGCAAAAACAUUAAAAAAUACAUACGUCGAACUUGUUAUAGGAAGUAGAAAAUUGUAUUUGGACUAUCACGAAAGCCAUCCUGGCUUUUUUACUUUAGUGCUGCUUAUGGAUAAUUAUAAAAGAGCUUUUAAUUUAUUAAUUGAUUUCAUUCAUGAGUCGUAUAUGAAUUUGCCUUACAAGAAGUCAAUCUUCUUCUCAGAAAUGCAGCAUUUCAGGCGUACAGCAAUUCCUGUCGCACUUGAAAAUAUUGUUAAUGAAAUCAGAGAGUUUGUAUAAUAAAAUUUAAUUUUAAGUUUGUUUUGUACCCAUA
Molecule: messenger RNA, 2635 nt
Organism: Solenopsis invicta (red fire ant)
Lineage: Eukaryota; Metazoa; Arthropoda; Insecta; Hymenoptera; Formicidae
Exons: 13
Cellular component (GO): cytoplasm
Molecular function (GO): protein binding; cytoskeletal motor activity
Source: RefSeq, a predicted model, not a curated record